Messenger RNA from Hypoxylon fragiforme, 1253 nucleotides. Its product is annotated as TauD-domain-containing protein. The record is from RefSeq and is a predicted model, not a curated record. Gene Ontology annotation, molecular function: 2-oxoglutarate-dependent dioxygenase activity. NCBI's taxonomy places the organism in Eukaryota, Fungi, Ascomycota, Sordariomycetes, Xylariales, Hypoxylaceae. Gene Ontology annotation, cellular component: cytoplasm. The transcript has 5 exons. The coding region runs from base 138 to 1253 and encodes 371 amino acids.
GGGGAGAUGAGAUGGCAUCAGAUAACGUCAGGGAGAGCAUCGUGGUUACUACAUAAAUACCAGCGUGUCGGCCAUCUUAGGAGAUAUGAUCAUAGAGUUCAAUUGAACAGUGUUAUUGCUUAGAUACUUGGUAGAUAAUGGCCCCCUCAGUCGCAGAAGUAUUGCCUAGCACUGCCGAGUUGAAAACCAAGGCGGAGAAGCUCAACCGCGCCUACGACGCAGUUCAGCAUGCAUCAUACAAGUACGCGCACUACCUCCCGGUCUACGACGAAACCACCACAUUCCCACCCACCGAGCCCUUCGAGUUCGCCGACCGCGGUCUCCUCGCCGACAAAGCCAAGCCGCAUAUCCUCGGGCUGAACGACCCCAACGUCAAGGUCACGAAGCUGACCCCCCGCGUCGGCACCGAGAUCGCCGGCCUCCAGCUCUCCGAGCUGACGGACGAGCAGAAGAACGAGCUCGCGUUGCUGAUUGCCGAAAGGGGCGUCGUGGUGUUCCGGGGCCAGAACUUCAAGGACAUUGGUGUGGAGAGGCAGAAGGAGUUUGGCAGGUACUUUGGCCGGUUGCAUGUGCAUCCCGUCGGCGCCCACGUCCCCACCGCCCUCGAAUUCCACAACAUCUACCUCGGCCCCGACAACCUCUACCGCGCGCAGCUCUCCUCCUCGCGCCUCUCCACCACCAGCUUCCACUCCGACGUGUCCUUCGAGCACCAGCCCCCCGGAAUCACCCUCCUCACACUGCUAGCCGUGCCCUCGGCAGGCGGCGACACGACGUGGACGUCGCAGGCGGUCGCGUACGAGCGGCUCUCGCCGCCGAUCAAGACGCUGCUCGAGGGCCUGCGCGCGGAGCACAGCGGGUUCCCGCAGGCGGAGAGCGCGCGCCGCGACGGGAGGUUCGUCAGGCGCGAGCCGGUGCGGUCGGAGCACCCCGUUGUGCGGGUGCAUCCGGUGACGGGCCAGAAGGCGCUUUUCGUGAACCCCGGGUUCACGAAGAAGAUCAUUGGGCUGAAGACGGAGGAGUCGGACGCUAUUCUCAAGCUCCUUUUCACUCACAUCUCCCAAAGCGCCGACGCACAAGUCCGCGUCAAGUGGGACGACGAGACGGUCUCGCUCUGGGACAACCGGGUGACGGCGCAUACGGCGAUCUCGGACUACGACGUCUAUAAUGAGGAGGAGGGGCUGCGCCAUGGGUUCCGCAUCACGACGCUUGGGGAGCGGCCGGUUGGGGUUGGGGGGUUGGAGACGGUUUGGUAG